AUGUGGGUCUUAUUAGUCAUGUUGCUGUUGAUAUUUUUUCUUCUUAAGGAAAAAAGCAAAACUAUUAUUUUAGGACCUAAACGUUUGCCGUAUGUUGGAAACCUUUUCUCCGUCUUAUUGGAGUUAAAAAAGGCAAAAUACCAUCACACUCUUUGGAAAACUUGGUCGAUGAAAUAUGGAAAUUUGCUUGGACUGAGACUUGGGUCUAUAAACAUUGUGGUUGUGUUUGGAAAGGAAAUGAUAAAGGAAGUAUCCUCCAGGGACGCUUUCGACGGGAGACCAGACGGGUUUAUGUACACUUUACGUUCUUUCGGGAAAAAGCUUGGUAUCGUCUUUAAUGAUGGUCAUUCGUGGGCUAAAACGAGACGGAUAGCUUUGAAAUAUUUUAAGAGCUUCGGUUAUGGAUCACGACAUAUGGAGGAACAUAUUUCUGGAGAGUGUAAGGAGCUCGUGAAAAUUCUCAGUAGAACUAAUGAACCACUACUAGUAAACAAUAUGUUUGAUGUAGCAAUUGUCAAUGUAAUAUGGCAACUAGUGGCUGGCAAAAGAUUGUUACAGAAAGUCAUCGAAGAACACAGAACCACUCUUGAUUUAGACAACCCUAGAGAUGUGAUAGACUCUUUUUUAAUAGAAAUGCAUCAAAACAAAGAAAAUUCAUGUAAGUAUAUAACAGAUGUUACAGGGGAAGAACUACAAGUUGUUUGUCUGGACAUGUUCGAGGCUGGCGUGGAGACAGUAAAAAAUACAAUGGUCUUCAUGCUACUCUACCUGGUUCGUGAACAAGAAGUUCUGAGACGGCUGCAAAUAGAAAUUGAUGAGGUCGUUGGGAAAGAUAGAACACCGACUUUAUCGGACAGAUCGAAGCAAUUCAGAAUGAUAUACACAGAAGCGGUUAUAUUGGAAACAUUGAGAAUAACGAGUGUAGCACCGGUUGGAAUACCGCACAUGGCAUUAGCUGAUACACAACUAGGAAACUAUAACAUACCAAAGCAGGGUACUUUCAUAUUGUUUGGCUUACAUGACCUCCAUAACGGGAGCCGCUGGAAAAAUCCAAGCGAAUUCAGGCCAGAAAGAUUCCUUACAAAUGAAAGUAAUCUAAUGCAUGACGAAUCGCUUAUGCCUUUUGGCUGUGGUAAGUUUUUUUCAGGUAAAAGACGGUGUAUCGGAGAAAAUUUAGCUAAGUCUGAGUUAUUCAUGUUCAUCACUCAUAUACUGCAGAAGUUUAACUUAAGAGUACCUGAUGGCGACCCUCUUCCAACUGCUGAGCCUUUAGAUGGCCUAACUCUGUCUGCCAAACCUUUCAAGUUACUAUUUCAACAAAGAAAUUGA
Molecule: messenger RNA, 1329 nt
Organism: Diatraea saccharalis (sugarcane borer)
Lineage: Eukaryota; Metazoa; Arthropoda; Insecta; Lepidoptera; Crambidae
Source: the annotation of a GenBank genome assembly